Osmerus eperlanus (European smelt) is the source of this 2412-nucleotide messenger RNA. RefSeq names its product WD repeat and FYVE domain containing 2 (gene wdfy2). The coding region runs from base 186 to 1388 and encodes 400 amino acids. Gene Ontology annotation, molecular function: protein binding; metal ion binding. Gene Ontology annotation, cellular component: early endosome. The record is from RefSeq and is a predicted model, not a curated record. NCBI's taxonomy places the organism in Eukaryota, Metazoa, Chordata, Actinopteri, Osmeriformes, Osmeridae. Gene Ontology annotation, biological process: positive regulation of fat cell differentiation; positive regulation of protein phosphorylation. The transcript is spliced from 12 exons.
AUACUGUGGGCGUACUGUAGGUGAACGUUACUGUCAGCUGACCAGCAACAUCCCUGGCUGUCACAACAUACUUGAUACUGAAUCUGUCUACAUGCGGCUAAGCUAAGCAGAAGCAACUACCACAUCACAUCUAUGUGAUUUCGGUGGUAUGUUUUCCAGAGCAAAACCUGCCGAAGGAGGUCUCUAUGGCGGCAGAGAUGCACCCCACACCACAGACUCGGAAGCCUGUUCUGCAGAGCACAAUCGAGGCUUUCCAAGAUGUAGUGAGCACAGCGGUAAUCAUCCCGAAGGAAGACGGGGUUAUCAGCGUUUCUGAGGACAGAACUAUCAGAAUAUGGUUGAAGAGAGACAGUGGCCAGUACUGGCCUAGUGUGUACCAGACAAUGCCAACCUCCUGUUCCUGUAUGUCCUUUAACCCAGAGACCAGGAGGCUGUCGGUGGGACUGGACACAGGAGCCGUGACUGAGUUCGUUCUAUCAGAGGACUAUAACGAGAUGACCCCAGCGAGGAAGUACCAGGCCCACCAGGGCCGGGUGACGGUGGUUCUGUUUGUCCUGGAGAUGGAGUGGGUCUUGAGCACGGGCCAGGAUAAGGUCUUCACCUGGCACUGCUCUGAGAGCGGACAACAACUGGGCAGCUACAGGACCCCUGCCUGGGUCUCUGGUCUGCAGUUUGACGUGGAGACCAGGCAUGCGUUCGUGGGCGACCAGUCAGGUCAGGUGACCAUCCUGAAGCUGGAGCAGGACAGCUGCAGCCUGGUCACCACCUUCAAAGGACACACAGGCAGUGUGACGGCCCUGUGCUGGGACCCGGUCCAGAGGGUGCUGUUCUCCGGCAGCUCAGACCACUCCAUCAUUAUGUGGGACAUCGGGGGGCGCAAGGGCACCGCCAUCGAGCUGCAGGGCCACCAUGAGAAGGUGCAGGGGUUGUGUUACGCUCCACACACACGCCAGCUGAUCUCCUGCAGCUCCGACGGAGGCAUCGUCAUCUGGAACAUGGACGUUAACCGACAAGAGACUCCAGAGUGGCUGGACAGCGACUCGUGUCAGAAGUGUGAGCAGCCGUUCUUCUGGAACUUCAAGCAGAUGUGGGACAGCAAGAAGAUAGGCCUGCGCCAGCACCACUGCAGGAAGUGUGGGCAGGCCGUGUGUGGGAAGUGCUCCUCCAGACGCUCCACCAUCCCUCUCAUGGGUUUUGAGUUCGAGGUGCGCGUGUGUGACAGCUGCUAUGAGUCCAUCACCGAUGAGGACCGAGCGCCCACCGCUACGUUCCAUGACAGCAAGCACAGCAUCGUCUACCUGCACUACGAGCCCACCAGAGGCUGCCUGCUGACCUCUGGGACCGACAGGGUUAUCAAGUUGUGGGACAUGACUCCUGUGGUGUCCUGAGAAAUUACAAGGCAGGCUGGAGCUAGAACCUUCCGCUCACCGUGAACCACCUCAUCGAGAGAGAGAGAGAGAGAGAGAGAGAGAGAGAGAGAGAGAGAGAGAGACAGAGAGAGACAGAGAGAGAGAGACAGAGACAGACAGAGACAGACAGACAGAGACAGAGAGAGAGACAGAGAGAGAGACAGAGAGAGAGAGAGAGAGAGAGAGAGAGAGAGAGAGAGAGAGGGGGGAGCUGGGACACCUACAUAGCUGGGCAGCUUAUUCAAGCCUCUAGGAGCCUCCCUAACAACAACUGAUCAACACUGACUGAACGUAAACAGAAUCGGAGUCUGCUGGCGUCACAGGGAGAGUCAUGAUAUGGACCGUUCUGUGGAUGUGGGCAGGGGAGGUUUGUGAGAUGUGUACCGUUAUUGUCUGCUAGUAUCUUACCACCUGUUCUCUCUCAUUUUGUCAUUUUGCAUAUCAUAUAUUAAUGUGUCUCGCGGUAAACCAACCUUUCUAUAUCAAAUUUGUAUCAAAACAAAUAGUUGGACAUUUGUUGUGCACUUCGGAUCUCUUGUCUCGAUUGAUUAUGUCUAAAAUCUGAAUGAAAGGGAAACUAGCAUAUCCUGAUGACCACUAGUUUGUCUUAAAAACAUUUAAGAGUCAUAUGGAAGUGCCUUUUCCUCUUUUGUCCCAUACGACCACAGAGGAUAAAACACUCAUUAGCUAUAGAGUCAUUUCAAAACGUGGAUAUUGAUUCCAACUAUUUAUUUGAAUUAAAUCAUACUUCUGAUUUUGGAUUGACAUUUACAUAGUUAUCUACUUCAAUGGUUAUUCUACAUUGUGGAUGUUAGGUUGGUUUAUCUGCUGUACUCUGGGCCAACCACUAGAGAGCGGUCUCCGUGUUUAUCCAGUUUGUUUUGGGUUAGUGCCAGCUUACAGAUAGUGGUAUGAAACUGUAAUAAAGGUUACAGUUGACCACACUGGUAAAAAAAUAAAUUAAAAAAAAUCCAGAUUGAAUGCAAAUCAUGUGGGAAAAGUU